AGAAUAUACAAAAUGCUUCGUCUGCUGGCACGGCGUAGGUGUUUUUAUUGGUGAGCAAAUCUUUGUUGGCAUCAUUCAUCAGCACACCUGGUCGUAGAGGAAUGUAGGCGGGGCGGUCGAUUUCCUGCAUUGUGCGGUUUACCUGCACAGUAACCAUUCCUAUCAUAUCAGGCGCCAGCUGGAGGAUUUGGUUUACUUUGAAUAUAAGCCCUUGUGGAUGUUUGAUCCGCCGGACACAACCGUAAUGUCGUAGAUAAAUCUCUUAGUGAAGGUUAUUGUAUGUUUUGUGUGACUUGCAGAAGGGAAAAGAACAAAGUGUGGGAGCUGUGGUCAGGGGUUGGAUGGGCCGACCUCCCCAGAUACAGAGCCUAUCAUAACAGAUCCUAGGCCCAAGGACCUUAGUGCUGUGUCACAUAUGGAUGUUCAGGGAUACAGAUGGGUAUGCUGGAAGGUGUGGCUGUGCCGCAUUGUGGCUGUAUGUACUUUAGGCCUGCUGCUAGUGCUCUUCAACUGGCGCCCUCGCCUUGGCAUCCUGGCCCGUUGUACCGCCUGUCCCAUUCCAAUGGCAGAUGUUCUGCUAUUAAAGGACAGAUAUGGACAACAGUUUGUUAUAGAUGUGCUUACAGAAGAGGUUGAGGAAGGCAGUUUGGAGUUUGUGGUAGGAGAUGCAGAUGAAAAUGAAUGUAGGGACACUGUGCAGCUACACACAGAAAAGAAAACAUUGCUUAGAUACUAUAUGUUUGAGGGCAUGCGUUACAUAUGGAUGGCCAAGAAAGGAGCUUUCUGCAAAGCAAGUAUUCUCAAUGAAGGCUGGACCUGUUCUGACCUGCAUGGCCGACAGCAAGGACUGAGUCGAGCAGACCAAAGUGCAAGAAAGCAGAUCUUUGGGGCCAAUAUUAUUGACGUACCUGUGAAGUCAUACUUGCAACUUCUCUUUGAGGAGGUCCUCAAUCCAUUCUACGUGUUUCAGGUGUUUAGCAUCAUCCUGUGGAUGUCAGACAACUACUAUUAUUAUGCUGCUUGUAUCUUCAUCAUAUCCUUAAUUUCUAUUGCUGUGUCCCUCUAUGAGAUUCGUAAGCAAAGCACAACUCUCCGCCGAAUGGCCCGCUUGGUAGUGAAUGUUACUGUGCGCAGAGAUACUGGAGAGGAGGAGUUUGUGAGCUCUGAGGAGUUGGUUCCAGGGGAUUGUAUUGUAAUUCCAGCUGAGGGUUUGCUCCUGCCCUGUGAUGCUGCCCUGCUGGCAGGGGAGUGCAUGGUGAAUGAAAGCAUGCUGACUGGUGAGAGUAUACCUGUGAUGAAGACUCCAUUGCCGGUUUCUGGGGCCACAUACAGUCCAGAGCCUCAACGCAGACACACGUUGUUUUGUGGCACAAAUCUUAUCCAGGCUAAAGGAGGCGGCUCUAAUGGGAAAAGGGCCAUUGCUGUUGUAACAUGCACAGGAUUUUUCACAGCCAAAGGGGAUCUUAUUAGCUCUAUCCUUUACCCUCAACCAUUAGACUUCCGCUUCUACAGGGAUGCAAUGAAGUUCCUACUUUUCCUAGGAGUUCUAGCACUGGUCGGCACUAUUUAUAGCCUUGUCAUACUUUCAAUGAGCAAGACAACCUGGAACGAACUAAUCAUUAGAUCUCUGGACAUUGUGACAAUAAUAGUUCCACCGGCUCUUCCUGCUGCUAUAACUACAGCUGCUAUCUAUGCACAGAAUCGCCUGAAGCGAUGUGGGGUGUUCUGCAUUAGCCCUCCUCGCAUUAACAUCUGUGGCAAGAUAUCACUUUUCUGUUUUGACAAGACAGGCACUCUUACAGAAGAGGGUCUGGAUGUGUGGGGUGUGAUGGAAGCUAGUGGAACAGGAUUUGGCGAGCUGGUCCCUGACCCUCGUCUUCUCCCUCCUGGGCUGAUGCUCUCUGCACUUGCUUCCUGUCAUUCUGUGGCUUUGCUAGCUGAUCAACCACUUGGAGACCCACUAGAGCUCAAAAUGAUUGAGUCCACUGGCUGGACACUGACUGAGCCUGCAAAUGAUAUGGGACUUGAUCUGGAGUUUGGAAGACACAGAGUACUAGCUGAGAUGAGGCCUCCUGCAUCUGAACUCCACUCUGAGGGAACUUCUGUCAUUCAGCCAGUGGCAAUAUUGCGGCGGUUUCCUUUUUCCUCUUCACUGCAAAGGAUGAGUGUGGUGACUGUAGGACCAGGAGGAGGUUCACCUGUCGCAUUUCUUAAAGGAGCACCUGAGAUGGUGGCCAGCUUCUGCCUUAGAGAAAGUGUGCCUACUCAUUUUUCACCCACUCUCCGGGAGUAUGCAAGCCAGGGCUUCAGGGUCCUAGGAUUUGCCUACAAGCAACUUGAUAAGGAGACUGACCUAAGCACUGUUGAAAGGGUGGAUGUGGAGAAAGACAUGAACUUUCUGGGUCUGUUAGUCAUGAAAAAUCAGGUGAAGCCAGAGAGUGCUGGAGUAAUUCAUACCCUUAAAUUGGCAAACCUUCGGCCUGUAAUGGUUACAGGUGACAACAUCCUCACAGCUGUGAACGUAGCACGAGCAUGUGGAAUGGUUUUGUCACAUGAGCGGGUUAUUUUCGUUCAUGCGUCGCCCCCUACUGCCAGUUCAAUGGCCUCACUGCAGUUUCAUCAAGAAGAUGGUGCAGUAGCCAUCAUUAAUACUCAGGAAACGAUGGAUGUGCUAGCACAGGGCCUCUAUCAGAGUGGUGCUGGCUAUCAUUUAGCUAUAAAUGGAAUGUCCUUUGCAGCACUUUGUGAUCAUUUCCCUGAAUAUCUUCCAAAGAUUCUGAUGAGAGGUACGGUGUAUGCCCGUAUGACCCCAGACCAGAAGACCCAGCUGGUAAAAGCACUGCAGAAACUGAAUUACAGAGUGGGCAUGUGUGGGGAUGGAGCCAAUGACUGUGGUGCCUUGAGGGCCGCAGAUGUUGGUGUGUCAUUAUCUGAAGCAGAGGCCUCUGUGGCUUCUCCUUUCACAUCCAAGUCUGACAACAUUAGCUGUGUGCCUUUACUUAUAAAGGAAGGCAGGUGUUCACUGGUGACAUCAUUCAGUCUUUUCAAGUACAUGGCCUUGUACAGUCUGAUUCAGUUUGCCUCUGUACUUAUUCUCUACACUGAGAAAACAAACUUGGGUGACUUGCAAUUCCUCUUCUUUGACUUGAUCUUGGUGACGGUUUUGGCUAUAGUGAUGGGAAGAGGAGGACCCAGCGAUAGGCUCCAUCCACAGCGACCAGCUGCCAGCCUUUUGUCUCUGCCAGUUCUUGCUAGUUUAUUGGUACACACUGUACUACUGAUCCUAGCUCAGGUGUCUGUCUUGCUUAUCACUGUGUCACAAGACUGGUAUGUUCCCCUAAACUCCACUAAAACGGGGGCUGCAAACCUUCCCAACAUGGAGGACACAAGCGUGUUUGCCUUAUCAGGGUUCCAGUAUAUCAUCAUGUCUGUUGUGAUAACUAAAGGAUAUCCUUACAAAAAACCACUAUAUUAUAAUGUUUUGUUCGUAGUCACACUAUUGGUCUUCUUUGGAAUUAUGAUCUGGCUGGUGCUUUUUCCUCAUACCAUCAUCCAUAAACUGCUGCAGCUCUAUGACAUUACCGAUAUGAGCUAUAAACUUCUACUGGUGGCUGUAGCUGCACUUAACCUCUUCAUAUGUUACUUGCUGGAGAUUCUUAUUGACCGAGGUGCCCUAAACUGCCUUCGCAAUUUCCAAGGGAAACGCGAGUCCAAGAAGCAGUACAAACGUCUGGACACCUUGUUAGCAGAAACACCCUCAUGGCCACCACUGAACCAGCCCUUGUUCCCACCACAGUGCUCCAUCAUUGGUGUUAGCUAACACCUGUCUCCUGCUUUAGCAUUCAAGUCCAGCUCUCCCUCUGCACAUAUCCAAGGAUGCCAAAACUCUGUUACAGCCUCUCAAUGCACUAGUGAGGUAUGCGUAUCAGACGCUAUCCUUUUCUGCCUAUUAUAUAUGGCACAUGACUUUUUUAUCAUGCAGCAACAGGAGUAAACUAAAAAUCACUGUUGAUGAUGAUGUUUCUAAUACAAAAUAUAAAUAAAGCAUAAAAACGUUUUAAAUGUUUUGAAAGGGUGUGCUGAAUGAUUUCAAUUUAGGGACCAAACUGAUGUGGAGUGAAAACUGAGACGAGUGAUCUGAAGAUAUUUUUUAACCAAUACUGGUGAAUUAGAAAUGUGUACAUGCAAAUUACCAGUUUAUACUAAAUAAAGGGCAUAUUGCCAUGAUGCACUUGCUUCUGUUUUAAACAUGAAAACUACAAAUGGAGCAGAAGAGCCAAAAAACAGUUUGGUCAUGAUCCAAAAUGUCACAUUUCUGAUUUAUGUAAAUCUGCUAAACCAGAACAUUACAAGUUCUCCAGAUGUAUUUUGCUUUCUUUUGACUCAUAGUUAAAGAAUAAUUAUCAUUUUACUGCUCAAGUCAUCUGAAACCUGUAUAAUUGCUUUUUAGUUUAGAAGAAUGCAAGCUGCUGUUUUACGUGUAUAGAUAGUGCUCCAAAAAGGCAAAAGUGCCAUAAAAGUAUCCGUAAUUUGAUUUCAUCAUAUUUGUGAAUAUUGGGGAUCUGUGGUGUAUACAAUGCUUAAUUAACUUACUGUAUGUGAAUUUGGGCAGUCACCCCCCUUUCUAAAGAAACAGAUCUACAUGAAUCAUGUCACACAUUCUGGAUUCUGAUAGAUGACUAGUCUGCAUAAUGUGUCUAUAAGCAGUUACCAGUUCAUACCAGUUGAGGUAUGGCUGAGAGAUGGCUCAGAUAUAUUUGUGGAUCAAAAGAUUAGACCUGAGAACUUGAGUUCAACAUGAACUUACUGAUACUACAAUACUGAUAGAAACUAAGCUCUUUUAAUUUGAGGAGCUUCUAGCACUGCUGUUACCACUAAAAGGUGAGCAAGUUGCCCCAGUCAUCUUUGUUUAUUAUAAGAGAAAUUAGUGCUAUAUUCAUACCAGUGUUUCCUUCAGAAUUCAGCUCUUGAAGCAGGGGGAAAUGCUCUGCAAACAAAUGAAAUCCUGAGAGAACCUUGCUUGUACAAUAUGUAUAUUAAAGAGAGAUUGAUAAUAUUUUAAUUAUAUUAUGUCUAUUAUUAAUAUUAUAGUAUUAAUAUAUCAUUAUUGUUUAUGUAUAUUACAAAAUUUAUUAAAACUGCUCUAGGGAGAUGAAAUGUAGCUGUUUAAGUGUUUCUUUUUCACCCUGAAGCUGAGCAGGUCUGGUUGCACACAAGGCAAUUAUUAUUAUUAUUAUUAUUUAAUUGGGGGUUAAUAUCCUUUUUGACAAUGUCCUGUCCUGUGCAUUUUAAGUGUGAUUCAGACUUCCACUGAAUCCAGAUUCCGUUCACGGAUUGUAUCUGAGAGCUGCCUGUGGCGUUUACUGAUCGCGUGUGAGAGCUGCGUUUUUGUUUGGGUACACGUGCGGCGCGAACAUGCUGUCGUCAGCGCUCUCAGAGCAGUCCACGUUAGAGGUCCACCGAGUUUUUAAGUCAGUUUUUCCAAGUAGGAUUUUGUGUUUGGUUUUGUAAUUUAUGAAAAAAAUAUACAGUCCUUCCGAACUUGUUUCGAGCACGCUCUCUCACUCACAUACGCGAACGGAUGUGUUAGGGGCCGUUCACAUCGAACGUGUUCACGUACGUCUGCUCUGCUUUUCCAUUGUUUUCCUUUGUAAACACGCACUGGAUGAACGUCCAUACCUGUUGCACCACGUCUCGCUGUUUCUUCAGUGUCUCACGCAGGACCGGCACAUUUUUAGGCACUGUGUCAAGUUAAAAAUAACUUGAGGUCUCAAAAACGCACCUCGAGACACCUGCGAUCUGUUUCAUUCGUUGCGCUGCGUCUAGGUUGUUUUUAGCGCGUGAGUCACAAAGAUUGAACGUUCUGAACAAGUUCAGGGACAAAGAGGUGACUGCUACAGUGUUUAACGUUAUUCCAGAUUGUUCUGCACCAAGCAAAUUUCAGCGCUUGAUGAACGGCAAUGUUUUAACCCCCUUCUGCUCUAGUGUGCUGAGGGGCCUCCGUGCCUUGAAUGUUUACUGUUACAAUACUGCUACUAAUGUUGCCUACGAUGCUUACAUAAAAUACAACCUCUUUUGCAACAUGUUGAACAAUACACUGCAGCCUCCAGGUGAAAGUAGAUAAGACAGAAAUAUAUUACUAUUGCAUACAACAAAUCCUCAAAGAUAUAAAAUCAAUACUGUAUCAUAUUAUAAUGACAAACUCGACAACAAUAAAUAAUUGUUGGUUUAUAAUAAUAAAAUUACAGCUGAAUACCAACAUGUUAGUGAGUGAAGUAGCAGGUUUUGCACAACCAGUUCAUUUAAAAAAAUUAAAAACAAAGUGUUUUGUAGAAAUAUAUGUAUUGCUUCUUUGUCACUUUAUUGUUAAA
Messenger RNA from Myxocyprinus asiaticus (Chinese sucker), 6371 nucleotides. It is a transcript of the gene atp13a2, whose product is annotated as ATPase cation transporting 13A2. NCBI's taxonomy places the organism in Eukaryota, Metazoa, Chordata, Actinopteri, Cypriniformes, Catostomidae. Gene Ontology annotation, cellular component: membrane. The coding region runs from base 416 to 3820 and encodes 1134 amino acids. Gene Ontology annotation, biological process: regulation of mitochondrion organization; autophagosome-lysosome fusion; regulation of autophagosome size. The transcript is spliced from 29 exons. Gene Ontology annotation, molecular function: ATP binding; P-type ion transporter activity; ATP hydrolysis activity. The record is from RefSeq and is a predicted model, not a curated record.